Molecule: messenger RNA, 2964 nt
Organism: Auanema sp. JU1783
Lineage: Eukaryota; Metazoa; Nematoda; Chromadorea; Rhabditida; Rhabditidae
Source: the annotation of a GenBank genome assembly
AUGUCACAGGCAGCUAAAAACUGGUAUCAGGUUGUGAAAACUGCUCCCAAAGGAAGAUUCAAAGGAAUCAAAAGAGAUUAUCAAGUUGAAGAUGUUUUGAAGUUGAGAGGAUCUAUCGAUAUUGAGUAUACUCUGGCAACUAGAGGAGCGAACAAAUUAUGGCAGUUGCUUCAUACUGAUCCAUAUGUUGCUGCUCUGGGAGCACAAACAGGAAAUCAAGCUGUUCAAAUGGUUCGAGCAGGUCUCAAAGCUAUUUAUUUGUCUGGUUGGCAAGUCGCUGCUGAUGCUAACACAGCUUCUGACAUGUACCCCGACCAGUCGUUAUACCCAGCCAAUUCUGGACCUGAAUUGGCCAAACGAAUCAACAAAAGUUUACGAAGAGCAGAUCAAAUUGAUGCCGUCGAGUCAGAAGACUACUUGGCACAAAGAGAUUGGUAUGCCCCUAUUGUUGCUGAUGCAGAAGCCGGUUUCGGAGGAGCUUUGAACUGUUUCGAACUGAUGAAGGCUUAUAUAGAAGCUGGAGCUGCUGGGGUGCAUUAUGAAGAUCAAUUGGGUUCGGAAAAGAAAUGUGGACAUAUGGGAGGAAAAGUUUUGAUUCCAACGGCUCAGCAUAUACGUCAUUUGAAUGCUUCUCGUUUGGCUGCUGAUGUUUGUGGAGUACCCACGAUUAUUGUUGCCAGAACUGAUGCUGAAAGUAGUCGUCUCUUAACAAGCGAUGUUGACGAGAGAGAUCAUCCUUUCAUCGAUUAUAGCGCGGGCAGAACUGUUGAAGGAUUUUAUAGAUUAAAAGACAAAGACUCCAUCAAGUAUUGUAUUGCUCGCGGUAUUGAAUAUGCUCCUUAUUGUGAUCUUAUUUGGAUGGAAACUAGCCAUCCUACCAUUGCCGAUGCCAAAGACUUCGCUGAAGGAGUUCGAAGGGAAUAUCCUGACAAAAUGUUUGCUUACAACUGCUCUCCUUCCUUCAACUGGAAGAAGCAUUUGAGCCCAGCCCAAAUGGAGAAAUUCCAAAAGGAAUUGGGUGCUAUGGGAUUCAAAUAUCAAUUCAUUACUUUGGCUGGUUUCCAUGCAAACUCCUUCUCUAUGUUCGACCUGGCACGAAACUACAAAGAAAAGGGAAUGGCGGCUUACUCUGCUCUGCAAGAGAGUGAAUUUAAUGCAGAACAGUUCGGCUAUUCGGCAGUCAAGCAUCAAAGAGAAGUUGGUACAGGAUAUUUCGAUCACGUUUCUAAUGCGGUUACUGGAGGAAAGUCGAGCACAACCGCUCUAUCAGGUUCCACUGAAGAAGCUCAAUUCCAAACUACUGGAACAGCAACCGCUUCGAGUGAAGAUGAAGAAAUUGUCAUGUUAACCGCUCCACCACUCCAAGGAGACGAACAGAUUUUAUCCCCCGAUGCUCUCCGUUUCCUCUCUGGACUUCACAAAAACUUUGAAAAAAGACGUCAGAAUUUGCUUAAGAAACGUAGCGUUGUUCAGAAAGACAUCAAUGAAGGAAACUGGUUCCCUGAUUUCGAUCCCAACACUGUCGACAUCCGAAAUGACAAGAGCUGGAAAGGAGCAGAAAUUCCACAUAAUCUCAUGGAUCGCCGAGUUGAAAUCACUGGACCUACUGAGAGAAAAAUGAUAAUCAACGCUUUGAACUCUGGAGCUAGCGUUUUCAUGGCUGACUUCGAAGAUUCAAAUGCUCCAACAUGGAGAAACCAGCUUGAAGGACAAGUUAACCUUUAUGAUGCCGUUCGUAACCAAAUCAGCUUUACUCAUCCCUACACUAAGAAGGAAUAUCGCCUUGUAAAUGAUGCCGCAGUUCUCAAAGUCAGACCACGUGGUUGGCACCUUCCCGAAAAGCACGUUCUUGUAGAUAAUGAACCGAUCUCAGGAUCUUUAUUCGAUUUCGGAUUAUUCUUCUUCCAUAAUGCCAAAGAAUUAAUCAGUAAGAAUAGUGGACCAUACUUCUAUUUGCCAAAACUGCAAUCAGCAGAAGAGGCUAAGUUAUGGGCUGAUGUGUUUGCCUAUUCUGAAGACCAACUAGGUUUACGUAGAGGAACAAUCAAAUGUACUGUACUGAUUGAGCACUUACUCGCUAGUUUCCAAAUGAACGAAAUCAUUUAUGCUCUCAAGGAUCAUAUUGUUGGAUUGAACUGCGGAAGAUGGGAUUACAUCUUCUCAUACAUCAAGACUUUCCAAAAUCAUCGCAAAUUCUUGCUCCCUGAUCGUUUCCAAAUCGGAAUGACUGCUCCAUUCAUGAGAUCAUAUUCUUUGGAAGUCAUCAAAACUUGCCAUGAACGCGGUAUACAUGCAAUGGGUGGUAUGGCUGCGCAGAUUCCAAUAAAACACGAUCAAAUAGCAAAUGAAAAAGCCUUAUCUCUUGUUCGGCAAGAUAAGGAACGUGAAGCUUUAGAUGGACAUGAUGGAACUUGGGUAGCUCACCCAGGAUUGGUACCAAUCGCUAGAGAAGUUUUCAAUAAUUGCAUGCCAGAUAGAAACCAAAUUUCAAAACAAGUAUGGAAAGCGCUCAUUUUUAUGAAUAUAUCCUUGUUGUUUCCGGUUCCAAAUAUAAGUACUACUAAUCAUGACUUGACAUCUAUCCCAGAAGGUACAAGGACGGAGGCUGGAUUCCGGCGGAACAUCAGUGUUACAUUAGGAUAUAUGGAUUCUUGGCUUCGUGGAGUAGGAUGUGUUCCCCUGUAUAAUUUAAUGGAAGAUGCAGCUACAGCUGAAAUUUCAAGAGCUCAAUUAUGGCAAUGGUUGAAGCACGAUGCCAAACUUGAAGACGGUCGAACGAUCGAUGCUAAUAUGGUAAAACAAACAAUCGCUUCCGAGACUGAACGACGUCUGAUAAGAGCAGGAUCAGUAGUUACAAGAUUACCAGAAGCUGCUGAGCUUCUUGAGAAAUUCGUUACAGAGGAUACGAUGAGCGAUUUCUUAACUCUAUCAGCUUAUGAUAAGCUUGUAUCUGCAGGACAUUGA